Xyrichtys novacula (pearly razorfish) is the source of this 3697-nucleotide messenger RNA. NCBI's taxonomy places the organism in Eukaryota, Metazoa, Chordata, Actinopteri, Labriformes, Labridae. The record is from the annotation of a GenBank genome assembly.
AUGAGCGUGGAUGCACUGGGAAGCCCCGUGAUGGACCCUACGUUUUCCAAACGGAACACGGCGCUGAGAUUAGUUGACUUGGCAGGGGCUCACCACCAUCACCAUCAUCACCACCAUACCCCUCAGAGCGUGACAGGCUUCCCGGGGUUCAGCAGCCAUCCACACUCAAUGGCUCACUCGCACCCUGGGGAGAUUACUGCGGAACCCCGCCUGGGGCCGAGUCCAUUCGGGCCAGAACACAUGGGGCACUCCGCGGCCCUCAAAAUCAGCCCAGCCCAUCAUUAUCCCCACCACCAUCACCACCACCACAAUCAUCAUAUGGCAGGCCACAGUGAAGUGGUCUCCAGUCAAACGGGAGCUUUUGGCCCGGUUCAGGCGACAUCCGUGCCCUAUUCUAUGUCUCACACGGCCCAGGCUCUAUCGGCAGGUAGGGAUUUCCUCAUCCGGAGAGAUCUGACAGCUCAAGCCAUGCCAGUUCUGACUGACCAGACUGCUGGUUCAGCCUCUCACCACGGAAUGUUUGUCUCAACAACAGGUAGCUAUCCCGGACACUAUGGUCACCACACUGACGCUGGGAACCAUACCCUCUUCUCCGGACUCCAUCACGACCAGCCUCCUAACGGAUCACCGGGUGGCCAAGCGUUGAAUGGACAAAUAAGGUUAGGACUACCUGGAGAAAUGUACGUUAGGUCUGAUCACUUGAGUCAAGUGGCAAGCUCCAGGGCUGAUCCGUUCUCCGCCUCGCCGUUGCAUGGCUACGGUGGACUGAAUCUGAACAUGAAUCUGAGCGCUCACCACCACGGAGCCGGUGCGUUUUUCCGCUACAUGAGGCAGCCGAUAAAGCAAGAGCUGAUCUGCAAGUGGCUGGAGCCGGAGCACUCGCCGAAGAAACUUUGCUCCAAAACUUACAGCACCAUGCACGAGCUCGUUACGCAUGUGACGGUGGAGCACGUCGGAGGACCCGAGCAGGCGAACCAUAUCUGUUUUUGGGAAGAGUGUCCGAGGGAAGGCAAACCAUUUAAAGCCAAGUACAAACUUGUAAAUCACAUUCGAGUGCACACCGGGGAGAAACCGUUUCCAUGCCCGUUCCCUGGCUGUGGGAAAGUGUUUGCAAGAUCUGAGAAUCUUAAGAUCCACAAAAGGACGCACACAGGUCAGUCAAUAAAUUUCUAUAUCUGGAAAUGUAGCAGAAAUGUGCUUUUGAGUGAAAUAUAAAUUUAUAAUUCUGCAGCUUUAAUUCCACUUAAAGCUUUUGCAUGAUGUCCAACAAAAGUCAUGGAAUAGUUUGCAAAAUUUGCAGCUUAUUUUUGAGAGCUUUUGUUUUACUUCACCUGUUUUUUUGCAUCUAAAAUCCCCUCAAUCAGUCGGUGCUGUGCGCAGCAGCCACUGCAUGGCCACCUGUUUGUUGUGAGUUGCAGCAGCACAUUCGUAAGUUUUAGAAAAGGUCGAGCUUCAAUGGGGAUCAUGGUACAGUUCAGUCAAGCGUUUGGCGGUUCGAGCUCUUGUUUUCAACACAGCACAAAAAAAACGAGGCCCUCGUCAGGUUAUGCACGUUAUCUUUUAUUGAGCGAGGGAGAAACCGGUAGCAAAGUUGGAAAGAUGCAUGGCAGUCAUGCUUUGGUUUUCUUGCAUUUUGUCUCUUCCUGCUACUUGUUGCUAUGGUUAUCUGUCAGUGGACGUGUCUUCACUGGAAUUAGUUAUAAUUUAAAAAGAAAUAGAAUAAUUUGUUGCAAUGUAACAUCCAAAGCCACAGCAAAGCUACCUUGUUAUUUUACACUUUUACUAAACAGCUUGUUUUUGUUAUUUUACAGUAGAUUAAUACGACACAUUUGUAUUGCAUUAUUAUAUAGAUGCAUUUGCAGUGAUUGGCCUCAAAGCAACAGGUUCACAAGUGCACACAGGCUAGAAUAAUUUACCAACAGGUUGGCAGGGCAGCCUCUCUCUGUAUAAUGACUGAUGUGUGUACAAUGCGCCUCUGAUUUACCUUUAAAACAUAUAAUGGCACAAUAUGGCUGCUAGCCUCUGUGGCCCAGUGACGUGGAGCUUUGCUGAGGAGGCAGGAGGAAAAAAAAGGGGGCCUCAAAAUGUCGAGUCACACUUGUAAAUGAACACAAUGAUUACGUUCCUUUAACUGUGGUGGCUUCAUGGCACACUCCCCCCUCUGCUCCAUUUCUGCGCCCUAUGUAUUAUUCAUAUCAUUUGCUCACAUUACCUAAGUACAAAUCUGUUAAAUUAUUUCUGUGUGUUGGCUCCCAAGGGGCCUGCUCUUUGGUAUCAUGUUUAAAACCUAUCCGAAAGUGUGCUUAUGACUGGGGCUGCCCCUGGGGUCUGUUCCUCGACGCUUUCUUGUACUACACUAAUAUCCCUGAUUGGCUCUCUCAACCCAACAGCUGAAGGUCAAAUUGAUAUUCAACCCGCAAGUGUAAUUAGACAGAGGCAAUUACGUAUUCUCAAAAGCUUUAAUCGGAGGAGAAAAAUCAGCACUGGAUGAUUUCCGUGUAAUUUAUUCAGAUUGUCUUUUUUUUUCUUUUUGCCUUGUCAUAAUCAGGUAGAAAUACUUGUUAUUGAGGCGCAGAGUGAGACGCGUUUUCAGGCUUCAGAUAGCAGACAGGCUGCGUUAAGGCGCACAGUAGGUGCAGCCUGGCUACUUUCAUUUAUCAUUAUUUACAGUUGGUUUUAGGCCCUGCUAUGUCUUUGCUCGCAGCUUGUCUGUUUUGACGUAUGCCUUGAUGCAUGCAGACGCCAGGUAUAGACUCAGGACAGUAGGGGUUCAGGCCUCCUGUUUACACCACACUGAGGCGCGUGGCAGGUCUGUCCAAACAGGCAAACUUUUGAGAGUGCAAGCAGAGGGGAAAGUGUGUAUCCUGUCACCAACAAAAAUAAAGACCUUCGGUGGGAAAAAUAUACUCAGUUAAAUUUGGUUUAGCUGUAGCUUAUGUAUUUAGGAUUGAAAAUGUAUUUUAGUCAUAGAAUAAACUCUUGGAUAUAGUUGACAUAGCUAUUUUGAAGGCUGCAAAGUGGGAGUAACAACUUUGACAAUAGUUUUUGAAAAUUGCAGAAUUUUUUAAGCGUAAUAAAAAAAUCUGAACUUUUCAGGUUUUAAGGUUGCUUUUGAUGCAAAGUAAACCCAGACAAACUCUUUAAAAAAAUCAAAACAGUAUCAAAAUGGCAUGUGCUGAGGGAUAAAGGUCAUAUAUUCUCUAUGGAGCAUUGUGUUGACUUCUGUUUUAUUGUGUCAUCAUCCAUGUUAACAGGUGAGAAGCCCUUCAAAUGUGAGUUUGACGGCUGUGACAGACGCUUCGCCAACAGCAGCGACCGGAAAAAGCACUCCCACGUCCACACCAGCGAUAAGCCCUACAACUGCAAAGUGCGAGGCUGCGAUAAGUCCUACACACACCCCAGCUCCCUGAGGAAACACAUGAAGGUGCACUGCAAGUCCCCCCCGCCCAGCUCAGGCUAUGAGUCCUCCACCCCGUCCCUGGUCUCCCCCUCCUCAGACUUGGGCCGAGAGCCAGGGGCCUCCUCGGUGCUGUCGGAGCCGGUGGGAGCUUCUUCCCAGCCCGCCAAUUUAAGUGAAUGGUACGUGUGCCACAGCUCAGGUGCGAGCGGAGCUCAGACACCGCCCAGUGGGCCCUCCACACCAGACCCAGCGGACGAGCCACCCUACAGAAACCCAGAACCGAGGGACGCGUUUUAA